AGUUCCCCAGUCCAGUACUCCGCAACAUAUCGGGCACCUGACGAACUGCUGGAUUCCACCCGAACCGCACCCCGUGGAAGCGCCCUGACUCGAAGCCCCAGUCCCGACAGACAGACGGUCGGAAGCGACGAGUCACGUUUAGUCCCAGUCUCAGGGUUCGUGUGGAGUCGUCGCAUGGCCAGAAACAACUUUUAUAAAGACUUCAACCCCGGGGUACAAGAUCAUCAUUGUGCAGUCUACGGGACUAGGCAUACCUAGACAUUACUUCAGCCUUUUUGAAAAACUUAUUCGGCUACGAUGACGGGUUUUUCUCGCGCCAAGGAGGAUCGACCGACCCCUCCUGAGGUGUAUAAUUGGAGGGUGUAUGCUGCCUCACUCGUUAUAUCAAUGGGCGUACUCGCCUACGGAUAUGAUUCAGCUUUCAUUGGCACAACGAUCACGCAGAAGAGCUUCAAGCGUGACUUUGGACUUGCGAAGAUGAGCAAAAAGGAGCAAAAUGACGUGUCAAGUAAUUUGACUUCAAUUUAUUCCGCUGGUGGAUUCUUCGGCGCACUCUUCAUGUUCUUCUCGCUCGAGCUCCUAGGUCGUCGCAUGACUGUCAUUAUCUCGGAUGCUAUCUUCAUCUUCGGUGCAAUUCUAUGCACCGUUCCGACUCAUCAGCUUGGCCUCAUCUAUGCCGGACGUCUCCUCACGGGACUAGGAGUCGGUGGCAUCGCAGCCGUCUCUCCAAUUUACAUCGCCGAAAUCGCGCCACCUGCAAUUCGUGGACGUCUCACCGGAUUUUUCGAAUCCUUUUACCAGACUGGUGCCGUGAUUGGUUUUUGGAUCAACUAUGGCAUUGUCCACAACAUCGAUACCAACAAAACGAUCGCAUGGCGGAUUCCCAUGGCUGUACAGCUCAUUCCUGCUGCCUUAUUGGCUCUUAUGAUUCCCAUUCUGAAGGAAUCUCCAGUUUGGUUGCUUAAGCAGGGUCGCGACGACGACGCCUAUGCUGUUUACAGUUAUAUUCGCAACCUCCCGGCCGGGCAUCCCUAUAUCAUGGAAGACGUCGCCUUCGUAAAAACCCAAAUUGCCAAAGAGCGUGCCAUGGUCACCGGAACCCAAACUCCGUCUUUCACCGAGUUCAUCAAAGGUGCAGCGAAAGAAAGCAUGAUGAAAGGAAUGCGGAACCGGUUCCUCCUCGUCUUCAUCAUGUUCAUGUGGCAAGGCUGGUCGGGAGCCGCUGCCAUAAACUACUAUUCCCCAACCAUCUUCACCUCAAUCGGACUCACCGACGUCACCCUCUGGACCGGCAUCUACGGCGUCAUUAAAGCCGUCGGGUCCAUUAUAUUCUUCACCUGGUUCAUCGACGCCUUCGGCCGCAAAUGGCCAUGGAUAAUCUCAUCAUUGUGCUGCGCCUUCUGCCAAUAUUAUCUCGCUGCGUACAUUGCGAUCGGCAACCCGAAGCCCGGAGUCCCGCAAUCGUCCUCCACAAUUGCUGGCGGGAAAGCCGCAACCGCAUUCAUCAUGAUCUUCGGAGCAACGUGGUCCUUUGGCGCAAACGGGCUCCCCUGGAUCAUCUCCGCGGAAAUCUUUCCCUCAUCGCUGCGCUCGAUUUCGGGGCCGUGGGCCGGUAUGAGCGUCUGGCUUUGGACGUUUGUGGUAACGAAGGCGCUGCCGAGUAUGUACACGAGUAUGGGGUAUGGGGUUUAUGUGUUCUUCGCAACGUGUCUUGUAGGCGCGAGUAUUUAUGCGUACUUCUUUAUCCAUGAGACGAAAGGAUUGAGGAUGGAUCAGAUGGACCAUUUAUUUGGGUUUGAGAGGGAAGAAGUAGCAUUGGCGGGAGAUGUGAAGAUGGGAGAUGGGGAGAGUGAGCAUGAGAAGGAGGUCAAGGUGGAUGUUAGGAAGGAAGUUGCGUGAUUACAGAAGAG
Molecule: messenger RNA, 1910 nt
Organism: Lindgomyces ingoldianus
Lineage: Eukaryota; Fungi; Ascomycota; Dothideomycetes; Pleosporales; Lindgomycetaceae
Product: MFS quinate transporter-like protein QutD
Exons: 3
Coding region: 298-1899 (533 amino acids)
Biological process (GO): carbohydrate transport; transmembrane transport
Cellular component (GO): membrane
Molecular function (GO): carbohydrate:proton symporter activity
Source: RefSeq, a predicted model, not a curated record